This is a messenger RNA of Zophobas morio, 1881 nucleotides long. RefSeq names its product excitatory amino acid transporter (gene Eaat2). The transcript is spliced from 8 exons. Gene Ontology annotation, molecular function: neutral L-amino acid transmembrane transporter activity; L-glutamate transmembrane transporter activity; glutamate:sodium symporter activity. The record is from RefSeq and is a predicted model, not a curated record. Gene Ontology annotation, biological process: L-glutamate transmembrane transport. Lineage: Eukaryota; Metazoa; Arthropoda; Insecta; Coleoptera; Tenebrionidae. The coding region runs from base 161 to 1732 and encodes 523 amino acids. Gene Ontology annotation, cellular component: plasma membrane.
UACAGACAAGUCUUGUCCUUCCUGCUUCGCAUUUUCAAUUGCAAUCAAAAAGCCUGUACUAUUUUGCGCUAAAUUAUUGUUUCGAUUAUUCACGAAGAAGCUCCAAAACGGCUAACACAACAAGAUUUCGUUUACCAUCUCUAAACGUCCAGCACGUGGAAUGGAAGAAAAAUCCCCACGAUUUUCCGAUUAUCUCUUCGCCCAAAUGUCCCCCGAGAACGCCGCCAAAGUGGAAUGCACCGAACCACCCCGCAAAAACCAAGAGCUGACAGGUGUGCGAAAAUGGCUAUCCGAGAACCUUCUUCUUCUCCUGACCUUGCUGGGGGUCGCCGUCGGCGCUAUCAUCGGUUUUGGCCUGAGAUCCAUUCCACCUUCGAAGAGCACGAUCCUGCUGCUGUCAUAUCCAGGGGAGCUCUUCAUGAGAAUCCUCAAACUCAUCAUUCUGCCUCUCAUCAUGUCCAGCCUGAUAGCAGGAAGUGCUAGCUUGAAUGCAAGACUUAAUGGUCGGAUAGCGAUACGAACUCUGCUCUAUUUUUUAGUAACGUCAGUGAUAAACGCCAUUCUGGGGGUGGUUUUAGCUACUCUCAUUCAUCCUGGAGAUCCUGAUCUUAAGAAUAACAGGAUCGACGAGACUGCGCUGAAACGGAGUGCUUCAGUCCUUGACAGUUUAUUGGAUUUAGGAAGAAACGUCGUCGCCGAUAACAUUUUUCAAGCAACUUUUCAACAGGCUCACACCGACUACGUCAACACCACCCAGCGCGUCUUUAACGAAACCAGUGGCCUCUUCUACACCAUCAACGUCACAGUUCCUGUCCUCAAGUACCGCUCCGGCACCAAUACCAUCGGAAUCGUCGUCUUCUGCCUCGCCUUCGGCACCAUCCUCGGCACUCUCGGCCAGAGAGCCAAAGUCGUCAUCGACUUCUUCACCGUCAUCUUUGACGUGGUCAUGAAAAUGGUCACCGGCGUCAUCUGGCUCACUCCCAUCGGGGUCAGCAGCGUCAUUGCCGGCAAGAUCCUCUCCGUGGACAACAUCGUCCUCGUCAUGUCCCAGCUGGGCUGGUUCAUCGCCACCGUCAUCAUCGGUGUCUUCAUCUACCAACUGCUCAUCAUGCAGUCAAUUUACUGCGUUUUCCUCCGCAAGAACCCCUUCAAGUUUUACAUGGGUCUAGUUCCUGGCACCCUCACAGCUUUCGCGACAGCUUCGACAGCUGCCGCCCUUCCUGUAACUUUCACCCUAAUGGAGGAGAAGUUGAAAAUAGAUUCUAGAGUGACGAGAUUUGUGUUGCCCAUUGGGUGUAAUAUUAAUAUGGAUGGUACUGCUCUGUUUGUGGCUGUGGCAUCAGUUUUUUUCGCUCAGACUAACAAUAUUUCGCUGGGGGUAGGAGAGCUCGUCACUGUUUGUUUUGCCUCCACGGCUGCUUCGUUCUCUUCGGCGAGUGUUCCAAGCGCGGCGUUGGUGCUAAUAUUAAUGGUACUAACAGCCAUCGACAUUCCAGAUCAAGACGUGUUUUUGUUGUUUGCGGUGGAUUGGUUAGUUGAUAGGUUUAGGACAACUAAUAAUAUGCUAGGAGACUGUUAUGCGGCUGCUGUUGUUGAAAAGCUAUCAAAGAAGGAGCUGAUGGCUUGUGAUGCGAUUCUCUCACAGGAGUCGAGCUUUGAACAAACUAUACAAAAAGACAUAGAACCGACUGUUGUUAUACAUAAGGGACUAAAUAACGGUGCUACAAAGUAAAGAGAGCAAUAGGGUUAAAAGACCUAAAUAUUUUGUGAUGUUAGUUUAUACACGUUUUAUUGUGAAUAUUAGCUCAGUAUUAAUAAACACCUAUGUACGUGUACUUAUUCUUUUAGAAUUGAGUAAUAAAUAAAAUAUUAAGAAGUAAA